CUUUGCGACGUCUGGGCGGAAGUGUGGCCUGAGGGAAGAAGACGCGAGAGAGGGGGCCCUCCCUCAGCUGUGACAGGAGCUCGCCUGGAGGGAGGAAGCCGGAGGACAAGAGCCGGGCGGAGGGCUUCAUGGGGAACGUGGGCAGCCACAGCGAGGGCGAGGAAGAAGAGGAGGAGGCGGCAGCGGGAGGAGGUGGAGGAGGAGGAACAGCGGGCAUCGUUACCUGGAGCAAUAGUAACGGCAACGGGGCCGCCGCCACCAGCGAGCCACCUCCGCCGGGAGCCAUGGAGGCCGCCUUCCCCGGCCUAGCUUCUCCGCCGCCGGCUUCGUCGUCGUCUUCCUCCGUCGCCUCGGCCCUCCCGCCGCCGGCCGUGUUGCUCGGACAGGCCCGCCUGCGCGAGGAAGCCGCCGCCCGUCUGCGCGAGGUGCCCUCGGCCGAGCCGCUGCUCUCGCGCCACCACGCCGCCCUGGUGCGCUGGCUGGAGGAGCGCCUGGGCCGCGGGGAGCACGCCAUCAGCCUCGAACAGCUCUGCGAAGCCUUGGAGGCUCGCGCUGGGCCCGCCCAGGGGCCCGCCGCCACCCCCGGAGCAGGAGGGGACGCCGCCGCCGCCGCGGCCGAGGAGCGAGCCAGGAGCGAAGAGGCCUUUGCUCAGUUUGAUCCUGAGGGUGAUGGCACAGUGGAUGUGGAAAACAUGCUGGAGGUUCUCAAGAACUCCAGUGGUGCAAAUUUGCAAGGAGAGCUUAGUCACGUAAUCCGGCAGAUGCAGAGUUGUUCACUUAUUCCAGGUUUUAUAGAUAUAUUUUCAGAAUCAAAUGAGCGCCUUAGUCUUCAUGCUACUAUGAUUCUUAGAUUCCUGCAUCGGCAUCGUAUCACCAGCACCGUUAUCCCAUAUCCAGUCCUGGAAUACUUUAACAAUAUUUGCACUAUGCGAUCUUCUGUACUAAAGGAUUCUUUAGAUCGGCUCCUCCUAAAAGAAAAGGAGAGCCCUAGUGACUUAAAGGGAAACCAGGAAUCAGACAAACUCAAAUCAGUUUCUAAGUGCUACACCCAUAUAGAAACCUCCUCUAAUUCAGCCGAUAUAGACAAAAUGACAAACGGAGAAACUUCCUCCUUCUGGCAAUCCGAUGGGAGUGCUCGAUCACAUUGGAUACGUUUAAAGAUGAAACCAGAUGUCAUUCUGAGGCACCUCUCCAUUGCCGUCGCGGCAAACGACCAGAGUUACAUGCCCCAGCAAGUUACAGUAGCAGUUGGAAGGACUGCCAGCAAUCUCCAGGAGGUCCGAGAUGUUCACAUUCCCAGCAAUGUUACUGGAUACGUGACAUUGUUGGAAAACGCUAACAUUAGUCAGAUGUAUGUACAGAUUAACAUCAAGCGUUGCCUUAGUGAUGGAUGUGACACAAGAAUUCAUGGUCUCAGGGCUAUUGGGUACCAAAGAGUGAAAAAAGCCGGUGUCUCUGUAUGUGAUGCCUCAGCAAUCUGGUACUGGUCACUUUUGACCUCUCUGGUCACAGCAUCCAUGGAAACCAACCCUGCGAUUGUUCAUGCUAUCCUGCAAAAUACCCAGAAGGCACUGCAGCAUAUGCCACCUCUUUCUCUGUCUCCUGGCUCCACAGACUUUUCAAGUUUCUUAUCUUCCAAUGUUUUGGAAGAAGUGGACAAUUUUCUCCUGGGAAUUACCAGUUACUGUGCCUCUCCGGAAGUAGAACUGACGCUGCUAGCAUUUUCUCUGGCCAGAGGGAGCCUCACCAAAGUGCUGAAUUCACUUUGCACAAUUGCUGGCCACUUGGAAGCUGCUUACAAGGCUGCUUCUCUGAUUACUUCCAUGGCUACAGUCAGGCAAAACCUGCUCUACAAAUAUGGAACAGCCCUGCAGCUAACUCUGCAAGCUUGUGAUGUCAAAGGAAAGGAAGACAAAUCAGGACCUGAAAAUCUCCUUGUGGAGCCAUGGACAGGAGAUGGAUUCCUGUCAGAGACUGGAAAAAGACAGGCCAGCAUCAUUCUCUCAACUGGAACAGAAUCAGCCUUUCAGGUCACACAAAUAAGAAUAAAGGUGCGGAGAGGAGCAAUUGGAGCCCGAUGUGGGCUGGUGUUUGCUUACAACUCCUCUUCAGAUAAAUUUCAUGCAGAGGAGCAUUUCAAAAGAUUUGAGAGCUAUGACAAAUGGAAACUAGAGGAUUUCCGACACUUCUUAAAAGCAAGAAGUGGGAUAGUAUGUGAUGAACUUGGAGAGGAAGAUCCUGUUGGCUGGUUUGAAAUGGAAGAGGAAUGGGAUGAAGCAGAAGUCAAAAUGCAGCAGUGUAGAAUUUCUAAGCACUUGAUGGUAAAGUUCUUGUGCACCAGGCAAGAGAAAGCUGAACGUCUCGGAGUGCAAGGCUUAAGCGUCUUUGGGUAUAUCCGGUCGGCGUCCGAAGAACCUAGCAGAAGCAAGAGCUGUAGGGAAUGUGACAGACUAAAUGGCGAUGCUGUUUGUGGGAUGACGCUUCUUCUAAAAACUCUGUCCUUCAUCCAGCAGCUUGCACAAGACUUGGUGCAGAAGAAAGAAAGUGGUCUACGGUAUAAAUCAUAUCUGGACUUCACAGGCCUGGAUUUAAAGCUUUUCUGGAAUUUUUAUAGUAAACUUCACCAAAACCCAAGAGAAGAAUGCAUUGAUGCGCAGGCCAUGCUGUUACAGCUUCUUCAGAGUUGCUUCUCGGUCCUCACAUCAGAUCCCAAAGCUGCAAAGACUGAGGAAUCUGCUCAGAAAAGAACACUUGAAAGUACAGAAGCAGCAGAGGAACUUUAUAAACAUCUGUGUGAAGUUGUUAACAGUGACAGUGAGUCCACGCCACUGAAGACUCUGAAACAGGAAGUGACUAACACGUUACUCAAUGGAGCGGCCAUCUUUUUCCCCCAUAGACAUACCCGGCGGGAGCAGCUCUUUGCAAUGCUGAAUAACAUUACAGAACAGAAACACAAGCCAUCUGUGCAACUUACUUUCAAAUCCCUUUGUGCAUAUUUUAGUGAUCAGGAUCCAGGUGGGCUUCUGCUAUUACCAGACAAAGAAACUUCUGCAGAUGUUGAUGUUGCUCAAGUGCUAACAGUGAUGAGGACCCUCCUGAUGGUGAUGUCAAAAGAGUGUGAAAUGUUGAUGAAAGACAUUGUCUUGCAAGAUACUGGCCCUGUUCUCUCAUCCUUAUUCUGGUCAGUCCAGGGUAGCCUCCUGUCUUGGUGUUACUUGCAGCUUAAAGGCAGUGAUGCGGCAUCCAAGAGCCUUGCCGUAGAAAUCCUUACAAAAUAUGUGCAACAGUUCCUAUCAAAUAUUAGGACAAUUUUAGAGUCCCUCCUGUCCCAAUACAGUGGGAAAACCAUUGUGGAAAAAUUAAGCAACUCUGUCUUUGCCAUGGUAGCUCGUCAGCAGAUGACCUUCCUGCAGGAUUUCUGCAUUUUAGACAUUCCCCAUGGGACUCUCCUGCAGGAUGUUAGCACGUUGACAAAACUAUUGAACGACCUGUCUGCAGAGUCUGAAAACAGUCCAAAUAAGGUGGGCAUAGAAAGCUGGCAGCAGGAGCAGCCAGUGGUACUACGGACAUGGACAGCAGAAUCUCCCCAUAAUUAUGAUAACAACUGCCAUGACGUUACUGUCUUCCUUUGCCCAGGAGCAACUUACUUCGAAGUUGAGUUUGACGAAAGAUGUGAAACGGAGCGGAGGUAUGAUUACCUGGAAUUUACUGAUGCCAAAGGCGCAAAAACUCGCUACGAUACCAAAGUUGGCACAGAUAAGUGGCCCAAGAAAGUGACCUUCAAAGCUGGUCCUCGGCUGCAGUUUCUCUUUCACUCUGAUAGCAGUAAUAAUGAGUGGGGCUACAAGUUUUCUGUCACAGCCUAUGGAUUGCCCGAUGUUGACAUUUCUUGGGGCCUGGAUUUGUAUCUUCUCGUGGCCAAGCUAAUGGGGCGCCUGGCUUCACAGAGUAUGGUGUUGAAAUCUUCACAGGGAGUAGGAGGUGAAAUAGAAUUGCCUCCUACAGAAGUGGCAGCGGUUCUUAACUCUCCUUUAUGGAAACCUGUCUUCAGGCAUCGGAUGCGUUCUGAGCAAACACCAGAAGGCAGGAAGCAAAGCCAAACCCAGCAGGAAAAUGAAAAGGCAAUCAACUCAGAUGCCAAAUGCUGCCAUAAAUUUCUCCUUGAGUUCUCAAAGUCAGACCCUGCCCAGGAGUUCUGUGGGCCAAAUUCUGAACUUUUCAAAGGACUCUUACAGGCAUGUAAUAAACAGGCCCCAAAGACUGAUAUAAUUGCUGGUUCCACUAUCGAUCAAGCUGUCCAGUCUACAUUUGCUGCUUUGGUGUAUCUCUCUCCAGAUUUGUAUGGGAAGCUGCAAAAAUAUGUGAACAGUGGAGGCAAAACUCCUUUAAAUGAAGAAUUUGCACAAGUAUAUUUACUGGCAGAUGGGAUCAGAAUAUGGAUGCUGGAAAUGAAGCAGAAAUUCCUCAUGGGCCAGAGAAGUGACGGAGAGGAGCAGCAGGCUGGUGAGAUGAGCGAGGUAAACCCAGAAUGUCUUGCACAGCAGUGUAUCCAGAAAAGUCUUCUUUUGCUGAAUUUUUUGCCUGUACGGACCAAGUCAGAAGGUUACGACUCUGAUAACCUGGAGGACCACGGGCAAGGCCCUGAUGGUAAAUACCAAAGGACAAGUUCUGUAGUAGAAGCAGAUUUCCAAGCAUCACAUCCCUCACCUGCUUGUGAAGCAACUGGUUUUCCUUUCCCAGAGGGAGGCCAAGACUCUGAACAAAAGAAAAAGCAAGUGCCCGAUUCCCCACAGACAGAACUAGCUUCAGCACCACAGAGUAGCGCCCUGGAAAAAAACUCAGAGCAAGAAGAAUCCUUGUCCCCCCCUUCCACCCCAACCCGCAAGCCUCCAUUCAGCCGUGGACGGCUCCGGCUCCUCUCCUUCCGCUCCAUGGAAGAAUCUAAACCUGCGCCCAGCAUAAAGGAGAAAUAUCCCAUCUUGAAAGACGUUCUGGACUUCAUCAAGGAUCAGUCUCUUUCCCAUGAAAGUGUCCUGAAAGUCCUUGCUUUGAGGAAAGCUCAAGCCAAAAACAUUUUGGAAGUGCUGAAGAUGAUCCUCCAGUGCCUAAAAUCCCUUAGCCAACCUCACUGUUUUGUUCCACCUUGCAUAAUUUUCCUGCUGGAACUUUUAGCUUGCCAGAAAGACUUCACAAACUAUUUUGGACACUUAGAAGGGUGUGGGGCUGAAUUACACCGAGAAAUACGGGAAUCCUUCUAUCAGCUGCUUCAUUUCUUGGUCAAUGCUUUGAAAGGAUUUAACAACUACAGUGACAAAUCAUUACUGCCUGCCUUGUCCUGUGUGCAGACAUGUCUCCUUCACCUUUUGGAUAUGGGCUGGGAGGCAAAUGAUCUUUCCUUCUUCAUUGAUAUUCAGCUACCACGUCUCCUCAUCACCAUGUCACAAGAGAACAUAAGUACUCAUGACAAGAUAAUUUGCCAGUGGAACAAAGAAGAAGAAAUUGCAGACUACAAGCAAAACUCUGAGUGGAUGGACGAAUGUCAGGAAGGAGUCUUUGAAAGCUGGUGUGACAAGAUAAGCCAAGCAGACCCUGAGAAACAGAGAAAGAUGCACAUGUUCAUCGCCCGCUACUGUGACCUGUUGCAUGUGGAUAUAUCAUGUGAUGGAUGUGAUGAGAUUGCUCCAUGGCAUCGUUACCGCUGCUUACAAUGCAGUGAUAUGGAUCUAUGUAAAACAUGCUUUCUGGGUGGAGUGAGACCAGAAGGUCAUGAGGCCAGUCAUGACAUGGUUAACAUGGAGUAUGCCUGCAAUCACUGUCAAGGUAUUAUUGUUGGCCAGCGUAUUAACUGCAACGUGUGUGAAGAUUUUGACCUUUGCUAUGGAUGCUACUCUGCAAAGAAGUACUCUGACAGCCACCUGCCUACCCAUAGCAUCACUGUGUAUCCAAUGAUGACCUUUAGGAUCAGUGACUGCCACAGGCUCAUCCAGCCUUACCUCCACAACUAUUCCUGGCUGCUUUUUUCUGCCUUGGCUCUCUACAGCGCUGAUUUGACUUGUGGCAAACAAGCGGACGGGGAAGAACUCAGCCCACAAGUCACCGCUCAUGCUAGAAUCCUGCAGCAAGAAUGUGUUCAGCUGAUUGGAGAUUGCCUGAUGAAAGUGCAGCAUGGCAAAGGUCUGAAAAGUCAAACUCUGCUUAGCAUGUUGCCAGAAGAAGAACCUUCAUCUGAAAAUGGGAUGCCCUCAGUUGAGUUUUCCACAGAGAGCCAUGUAGAAAACUGCACCAGUAAGGAAAUCAUGGAAAAUAAUAAGAUGCCUGCAUCUGUCAUCCAUCGCAAUGGAAAUGGAAAGAGUACUGAAAUUCAGACUUCUGUAAAUACUAAACAAGAGAGUAAAGUGAAAAUUGAGAACAAACUUUCCAAUGGUCUUCCAACAAAGAAAGAGAUGGUAUCACAAGAGAGACAGACACUUGCUUUUAAUUCUGACUUAUUUGCAAAAGAAAAGAUACCCCCAGAUGUUGCAGUUUCUGACAUUUUGCCCCCACACCAAGCUGAAGAAAAAGCAAUGCCUUGUCAGGAGGUGGUAUUCGCUGAAUGUUCCCAGAAGAGGAUUCUUGGGCUACUAGCUGCAACGUUGCCCCACCUGAAAUCCGGCUUAACGAUGUCUCUUAUUAACUUGGACCAGAUCCUUCCUCUCAUGUUUGAUGUUGUGAUCUCCAAUGCUGGCCAUUUAAAUGAAACUUACCACUUAACCCUGGGGCUCCUAGGGCAGUUGAUUCGGAGACUGACUCCUGCAGAAGUGGAUGCGGCUGUGAGCAAGGUCCUCUCCACCAAGCAUAGCCUCGUGGCUGCUGGUGAUGGCACCAUAGUGCCCGCAGGCUGGAAAACAACCCAUCUCCUCUUCAGUCUAGGAGCUGUCUGCCUGGACAGCCGUGUCGGAUUGGACUGGGCUUGCACCAUGGCGGACAUUCUGCGCGCGCUGAACUCCUCCUCUCAGUGGCAUGAUGUGAUCGUUGCCUUCACAGACCACUGCGUCAAGCAGCUUCCCUUCCAGUUGAAACAUACCAACAUUUUCACAUUGCUGGUACUCGUCGGCUUUCCAGAGGUUCUGUGCAUGGGAACCAGAUCAGUGUAUAUGGACAAUGCAAACGAGGCCCACAGUGUGAUCCUCCUCAAGCAUUUCACAGAGAAGAACAGGGCUGUGGUGGUGGAUGUUAAAACCCGGAAGAGGAAAGCUGUGAAAGAUCUCCAGCUGAUUAAACCAUGUGAGCAAGAUGAUGCUGAGUCUCAGGGCCAGCUGCGCCAGUAUCUCCAACAUUUUGUCUUUAUAACUAGCCAUCUUCUCCAGACCAGCAUUGACAGUAGCUUUGCAGAGGCAGUGGAAGCAACAUGGGUUUUAUCUCUUGCCCUGAAGGGACUUUACAGAACACUUAAGACACAUGCUUUUGAAGAAAUCCGCACAGCCUUCCUACAAGCUGGUUUACUUAAGCUGUUGGUGAAGAAGUGUAGCAAAGGAACAGGCUUCAGUAAGACUUGGCUUCUGCGAGACUUGGAGAUCUUGUCAGUCAUGCUUUAUUCCUCAAAAAAGGAGAUAAGCUCUAUGGCUGAACAGAAGGACUCAGAAUUCAAUGAGAGGGAUCAUGAGCAAGCAGUAAAUGAGUCUAUUGUCACUUCUGAUGCUGAGCAGCAUAGGCUUGACCCACUGGAGGGCCUGGAUGAAACCACCAAAAUAUGCUUCCUGAUGACUCAUGAUGCUCUGGAUGCACCUCUCCACAUUCUUCGGGCCAUGUAUGAACUGCACAUGAAAAGAACAGAUUCUUUCUUCCUAGAGGUUCAGAAGAGAUAUGAUGGAGAAGUACUUACCAUGGAUGAAAGGAUUCAAACCUUGGCUCAAAAAUGGCAGCCCAGUAAGCGUUUACGCUCAGAAGAGCAGAGUUCCAAAGCCCUGGAUACAGAUAUGAUCAUUGUGCCAUGUUUGUCCAAGCCUGCUCCCUGCAGCAAAGCCACCGAGGAAUCCAACCCAGUGACCCAGAAACUCAUCACCAACACAGAAAGUGACCUCCAACUCAGUUAUGCCAAGCAACGCCGCACCAAAAGUUCUGUCCUCCUGCAUAAGGAGUUGGACUCCAGGAGCAAGAAAGCUGUGCGGGGUUAUCUCUACCGGGUCAAUGAAGCCACUGCUGUCCUCUAUGCCAGGCAUGUCCUUGCUUUGUUGUUGGCUGAGUGGCCUGAUGACGUAGCAAUAAGUGAGGAGAUGUUAGAUCUCAGUGGCCCUGCUCACAUGACAUAUAUCCUGGACAUGCUCUUGCAGCUAGAGGAAAAACAGCUGUGCGAAAAGAUUUUACUGAAAGUGCUCCGUGGAUGCAGUGGAACCAUGCUAGCAAGGAUGGCCCUUACAGCCUGUCAAUUCAUGGAGGAGCCUGGGAUGGCAGUCCAAGUACGCGAGUCCAAGCACCCUUACAACAAUAACACAAACUUUGAGGAUAAAGUUCAUAUCCCUGGUGCUAUCUACCUCUCAGUCAAAUUCGACUCUCAGUGUAAUACCGAAGAGGGAUGUGAUGAGCUGGUCAUAGCCAGCAGCUGUGACUUCAUCCAUGAUCGUCAUACCUUCAGUGGGCCUCCACACAAAUGGACUGACUUUGAACUUCCAGGAGAUACACUCUACUACCGAUUCACCACUGACAUGAGCAAUACCGAGUGGGGUUACAAGUUUACAGUAACAGCCGGUCACCUGGGGCGAUUCCAGACAGGCUUUGAGAUCUUGAAACAGAUGCUGUCAGAGGAAAAGGUGGUUCCUCAUAUUCCACUUGCUAAAGUUUGGGACUGGCAGGUGGGCGUGGCCUGCAGACAAACUGGACACCAGCGAUUGAAAGCCAUCCACUUGCUCCUGAAGAUCGUACAGUGCUGCAACGAGAGGGACUGUGAUCUCACUUUGCUGAAGCCACUGUGGCAUCUUUUCAGCCGCUUGGAAAACAACAUGAAGUAUGAUACGACCAAGCCAGGGGUCCUUCUUCCACUUCACCGGGCACUCACAGAGCUUUUCUUUGUUACUGAGAGCAGAGUUAGCGAACUUGGGUCUCUGCAGGAUUACUUGCUUGCCUUAAAUACAGAAGACCAUCUCUACCACUGUACAGCCCAGGCCCUGAAAAACAUUGCUGCUAUUAGUCUUGCCAUUAACUAUCCCAACAAAUCAACAAGUCCCUGGAACAUUUAAGAAUGUCUCUUGCUGCUCAGAAUAACAUAGUUCUUGUCCAGAGGAACCUUGGUGCAAGCGUUUUAGCUCGGUUCAUGAAUUGGAGAAAGGCAGAGGCACCCCCUGCUUCAGGGCAUGUGCACUCUGCAGCCAGCCAACCUUUCUUCCUCCCCAGCCUAGAUUCUGUAAGAGCAAAAGCGCACAUCUGAGGAAAUGGGGAGAACAUCCCAGAGCACUUCUAGUGCCGUCAAGAGUUAUGUAUGCACUUCAUAUCUCUGGAACAGUAUUUACCCCCUGACUCUUGGAAGGAAGAAAAAAGGCAGGUAAGAGGGGGUGAAGUUCCCCUAAAGGAGAACUCAGGUCAUCUUCUGGCAGUCAUCGCAUCCUUCCAUCAUCCUGCGCACAUCCUGUCCCCAGAAGACUGACUAGAAUGAACUGGAAUUAGCGAACAGUAGCAUUGUGAAUACCUAAAUGAGGAUGGGAGAAGCAAAAUGUUUAAGAGGGUUUUAGGCUAUGGCAUGUCAGAAAACUGAGUUGCUGCCCUUUACAUUAUUUUCCUUUUGAGAUGUGGGCUUCUUCCCCAGGAUCCAGACCAGUUCCUAUAAAUGAGCAAAAGAAAGAGUAUAUUUUCUGGGGGAAGCAGGGUGGAUUUUGCGGGAAUUUAUGGAAGUGUUGGGGUAGAGAACUGAGAAGCUGGCAGUUCUACAUAUUCAUUAAAAGCCAGUCUUUCACUGAUAGCUCUGAACUCCUGCAUAUGUCAUGCAACAUGUGGCCUGGAAUUUACAGUAUUUGCUCAUGAGGAGGCAAAAGAAAGGGAGAAUUUUCUCAGUAAGAUCACAUUGAGAAGAGAGGUGGAGCACAACAAGGGUUCUCUCCCUCCUACAAGAUCCUAGGAAUACUGUGGUGUAGAAAAAGUGAAUUCUUCAGUGGCUAGCAUCUUGCUUUUCACAACAGUAACCACAGGGCCCCUUCUGAACGGGGAAGGCAUAAGAAGAUCUCAGACAUGAAAUAAGUUGGCUUUAAUUUCUUGCCUCAGGAGGGAAAGGAGCAGUGCAGGGUGAGGUAGAUUUUGUUUUGUUUUGUUUUGUUUUUUUGUCCUCUCCAAGGACAAACUGCAUGGAAAGCUAGGUGCUUCUGUGUGGAAACUAUAUAUUGCCAGCUAUGUAUUUAUACUGCUAUCAAGCUUGCAGGUCAUCAGUUGUGCUUCAGUAUAUCUUUCAGGAUUUUCAGAAUCCAGGAGAAAGUGCACCUGGAUGAACUGAGCAUCAUGAUGGCAAAUCAGUGUAGGGAAAUACAUCAAAUAUAUUGCUCCAGUUGAAGCAUAAAAAGGCCAGUGUUUUCUUUAAAAAUUCCUUUUUAAAAAGUGGUUGAUGUUUUGAAGGUGAAAGAAAGAGAUUAGCAGUGGCUGGAUGUAACUGCUGAAGAUGAUCCUGGGAAAGCCGGGUGCAUGCAUAUUGGUCUUCAGGAUUGUGUAAAGGGGCUGGAGCUUUCCUGGCUUAAGCAAUACACUAUAGGAAAAGUGGGGAGUGCUUGACUGUUUACAAUGGCAAACGUCAGGGUAGAAAAGCCUCCAGCUAUCUUCCCUCAUAUCUCUCUUCAAGAGCAGAAGCCAUAACCAGCACAAUCAGCUUUUGGCCAGGAUGCAUUCUCUCACACAAUCAGGGUUUCUUCAAAGCAUCAAUCUCGGGAGAUGAUCCCUACAAUAGCAAAGAUAUAUGUUGUCUUCUGAACUGCAUGUUGAGGCAAGCUAUGGAUCAGGUGCUGCCAGAUGGGGAGCAUUUUCUGAAGACCAUUUCAAUGACAGUUGUAUCCAAAGAGGGCAGAAAUCCAUUUUUAGAGCAACAGAGCUCCUGGAAAAAAGUCCAUCACAAUUUUUAAAAGGCAAGGUCUUUUGAUGUACAAUUUGCUAAAAGGGAAGAGGAACCCACUGCAGCUGAAGCCUCAGCUUAUUUUUCUUUCUCCCUCUAAAACAAACUUGCAGAUGCUAUUCAUGGGACAUAGCAUGAUCCAAGAUCUGUAAUCAACAGUGUCAGGGUUUCAGUCCCUCCUCCUUUCUGUUUGGCUUGUGAAGUAUCUCUUUCUACAUAACCCUAUGAAUUUUGAAAGGAAAAGAACCAUUACCUUGCAUAUUGCUUUUCCUAUGCCCAAUAAGAGUUUUGAAGCUAGAAAAGAUCAAAAACACCUUUUGUUCCAACCCCUGUACAAGGAAUUUACUGGGUCACUGCUGAGCAUGAACAUAAAUCAUUGCCUUACAUUGAUUGCUCUCUUCAUUUCUUAUUUUUCUCACAGGGAAGAAUUAUGGCCUUUGUUUUAGCUGAUGUGAAAGGUGCACAUUAUAAAUUGAAUUAAGUUAACAAACAUUGCUGUUAAUAUCUGUAGUAGUUUCAGAUGAAUGCAAAACCUGAGAUUUGAAGGGUGAAGUGGGGGGGGGGAGAAAACAAGAAAUGUGCCUACAAGUGAUUAUUGUGUAUGCUAAAUUGCAUCCAACAUAUCAAGAGACUAUUACCAUCCUAAUGCAACUUUAUUUUCCCAGCAUAAAACGUAAAUGUUAGUAGUUAUUAAUUUUCUUACAUGCUUAUUUUCUGUUGGGUUUCAGAAAAAUUAAUUACUUUGGGGGUGGGGGAGGACAGUCUGUUUUGGUUUAACAUUAUUAAAAUCAACUUCUUAGAUUUAUUCCUGUUUGGCUUAUUAUGUAUUUAAAAAGAAGUUAUAAAUGCAAUGAAUAUAUACAAAUGAAGAGAUAUAUUGUAAAAAAUUAUAUUAAAAAUGGAAGUACCCAGA
Molecule: messenger RNA, 11972 nt
Organism: Candoia aspera
Lineage: Eukaryota; Metazoa; Chordata; Lepidosauria; Squamata; Candoiidae
Gene: ZZEF1
Product: zinc finger ZZ-type and EF-hand domain containing 1
Exons: 55
Coding region: 129-9212 (3027 amino acids)
Molecular function (GO): zinc ion binding; calcium ion binding
Source: RefSeq, a predicted model, not a curated record